Messenger RNA from Astrephomene gubernaculifera, 2091 nucleotides. The record is from the annotation of a GenBank genome assembly. NCBI's taxonomy places the organism in Eukaryota, Viridiplantae, Chlorophyta, Chlorophyceae, Chlamydomonadales, Astrephomenaceae.
GACCUUUUUGUUUGGUGUUAAGCCGUUCUUACGUUUAUUACAGUCUCAACGUCAUUCUGACAUUGUAUAAAGCCCCGAUAAGUCUGAGUUGCGCUUCCUUUCCUGAACGUGGAACUGUAUGAACUUGUAAGACGACAACAUAGGGCUUAAGCAGUAAUGGGCCGUCACAACGGGAAGGCCCGCAAAGGCGGAGAGCGCGUCGGCGCUUUGCUGGCGGCGAAGAACAAGAAGACCGCCCCCACCACCCAGGCCGCCAUCAGUGCCGCUUUCAAGCACACCACCGAUGCCGGACCUGGUCGCAACAUGCAGAGUGUGCUAGACCGCAACGACCUGGACGAACUCAUGGCCUUGGCCGACCUAGCUGACCGCGACUUCACCGCCGAGCGAGGUCAGGCGGUGGUGAUCAGCAUGGGCGCCAGCGGGGUGGUGGACCCGCGGGAGGAGGCGGCGGCGGCGGAGGCGCGUGCGGAGGCGGAGGCGCGCAACGCACACCGACUGGCGCUGCCGCGGCGUCCCGCUUGGAGCCCGGAGAUGACGGCUGAGCAGCUGGACCUGCAGGAGCGCACCAGCUUCCUGGCCUGGCGGCGCAACCUUGCCCAGCUGGAGGAGGAGGAGAAGCUGCUGCUGACGCCCUUUGAGAAGAACCUGGAGGUGUGGAGGCAGCUGUGGCGCGUGCUGGAGCGAUCGGACAUCGUGGUGCAGGUUGUGGACGCGCGCGACCCGCUGCUGUACCGCAGUGACGAUCUGGAGGCCUACUGCCGCGAGCUGGCGGCCUCUAAGAGCUCGCUGCUGCUGCUGAACAAGGCAGACCUGCUGCCUCCCCACGUGAGGACCGCUUGGGCGAACUUCCUGGACACGGCGGGCGUGGACUACGCCUUCUGGUCGGCCUUCUCGGUCAUUCAGGAGCAGCAGGCGCUACGGUCGGAGGCCUCCGCGUUGGGAGUGGAGCCUGCGGUUCUGAAGAAGUUGCUGCAGCAGCAGCAACAGGAGGAGGCGGAGCGGCAGCAGCAGUACCUUCGACAGCGGCAACGAGCUGCGGGGCUGCCGGAGGCAGCAGUGGAGGCGGAGAAGGAAGAUCCGCGGAUUAAGAUCCUGGAUGUGGACGAGCUGUUGGAGUUGUUCGAGCGCAAAUGCGCGGCUGCUGUGGCGGCGGGUGGCCCAGAUGACCCACGGGUCGCUGAGGGCCCCGACCGGCGCUUCAUGGUGGGCCUUGUGGGCUAUCCCAACGUGGGCAAAUCGUCCACCAUUAACGCACUGUUUGGCGCCAAAAAGACCGCUGUGGCGCCCACUCCCGGCAAGACCAAGCACUUCCAAACCCUCCAUGUCAGCCCCAACGUCGUUCUGUGCGACUGCCCGGGUCUCGUCAUGCCCAAAUUCGCUCGUAGCCGUGCGGAGAUGGUGGCGGCGGGCGUGGUUCCGAUCGACCGGCUCACCGACAUUCGGCAGCCAGUGGAGGUGGUGACGAGCCGUGUCGGCCGGGCGCAGCUGACGGCAGUGUACGGCAUUAAGUUGCCGCCGGCGCCGCGGCACCUGCCGCCGGACACCCCGCCGACCGCCGAGCAGGCGUUACGUGCGUAUGCGGUGCUGCGUGGCUGGACUGCGGGGUCGGGUCUGCCGGAUGAGACACGCGCGGGUCGGCAGUUCCUGCGUGACUACACCAAUGGCAAGCUGGUGUACUGCCUGAUGCCGCCCGGGAGCGCCCACGUGGGCUGGGUGCCGGGGGAGGCGGCGGCGGCGGCUGCGCCGCCGCCGUCGGCAGCGCAAGCACCGCAGGCUGAUGAGCCAGCUGAUGGAGAGGAUACGGAGGAUGAGGAGGGUGAGGACGGGGAAGAGGCUGAGGAGCAGGGGGAGGAUGGCGGCGAGGCUGCGCCCUUGGCAUCGGGAGCGACAGCAACAGCGCCCUCGCAGCGGCCGCGGUCAGGAGCAGUAGCGGCGCGGGCGGUCCCGGCGGAUGACCUGGAUGCGGCGGACCUAGACCUGCUGCAGGAUCUGGGUCUGGGUCCCAAGGAGGCCAAACAGAAGCGGCCGGACUACAAGUUUAACAAGAAGGCUGCUCGCAGCAAGGGUGACCGAGGGCAGCUGCGGGCGGAG